AUGGCGUUCUCUGGACUAACCAUCGAGUUCACCCCUACAUCUUGGGUUCUCAUAAUUCUGGCAGUCACCAGCAUCGCCUAUGUGGCAUCCUCUUGUAUCGCCUGGUGGCGGCUUCGCCACUUCGAUGGCCCCUUCUCCGCGUCCUUUUCCUACGUUUGGCUCACCGCUGCCUUGUACGGCGGCCGUAUGUAUGAGCGGCUUGACGAGGCACAUGCUCGACAUGGCUCCGGGCCCUCGACAACCAUCCGGAUUGGUCCCAACGAGCUGCUCACCAGCAACCCAGAAGUCAUGCGACGGACCGGGGCGGCACGGUCUCAGUAUACGCGAUCCGGAUGGUACAAGUUGAGCACGGUUGAUCCUUACAUCCCCGCCAUGUUCAACACACUCGACACGGCCACUCAUGACAAGAUCAAGGCCCAGACGGCGGCGGGUUAUGCCGGCAAGGAUAUCCCGAGCCUCGAGGCAGAUAUUGACGCGGUGCUGGCCGAGAUGGUCGAUAAGAUCCGGACCAAGUAUGCGAGCGGGGAUUCCAACGAGGAGGCGGCCAAGAGGCCGAUGCUGGACUUAGCCACCAUCGCGCAAUAUUUCACCCUUGAUUCCAUCUCCCAGGUCUCAUUCGGAGAGAAAUUCGGCAUGAUUCGGGAGGGCCGUGACAUCUACGGCCAUAUCGAUUUCCUCCACGAGGUCGCCUGGGUACAGGUACUUGUCGCCAGCAACCCGUACUUACGGACCAUCAUGGGAUCGAAUGUCGUGCUCAGCUUGCUUGGGCCGAAGCCGGGAGACAAGAAGGGAGCUGGGAGGAUGUGGCGGAUCGCGAAGCCGAUUGUGGCGAAACGGUUUCGGCCGGAUGCCAAAGACCAACCGGACAUGCUAGUUCAGCGGGACCUACUGACGCCUCGAAACCCGUCCCAACACAAACAGGGCUCCUUCAUCCGCCACGGUCUGGACCAGCGCCAAUGCGAGACAGAAGCCCUCUUCCAAAUCAUCGCCGGCUCCGAUACCACGGCCACGGCGAUUCGCUGCACGAUGCUCUACCUCAUGAGCACGCCGCGCGCCUACCGCGCCCUGCAGGCCGAGAUCGACCAGGGCAUCAAGGGCGGCAGGAUCUCCAGCCCCAUUACCAACGCCGAGGCCAACGAGCUGCCCUAUCUUCAGGGCGUCAUCCUCGAGAACCUCCGGCUCUACCCGCCCUUCACAGGCAUCCCCUUCAAGGUCGUGCCGCCAGGCGGCGAAACCAUCGAGGGCAAGCACGUGCCUGCCGGGACGCUGAUCGCGCCCAACAUGUGGUCGCUGGGGCGUAACAAGGACGUCUUCGGCCCCGACGCAGACGUGUUCCGCCCCGAGCGGUGGCUAGACAAGUCAGUGUCCCCGGAGGAGAGGGCCGAGAUGCGGCGGGUGGUGGAGCUGGUGUUUGGCUAUGGCCGGUGGGGGUGCGCCGGGAAGAUGAUUGCUUUCCUCGAGUUGAACAAGGUGUUCGUUGAGCACGACAUGUGGGUUGCUGUCUCGUUGCGGGAGGAGCCGCAGUCUGAGAAGUACUAG
Messenger RNA from Chaetomium strumarium, 1539 nucleotides. RefSeq names its product cytochrome P450. The transcript has 4 exons. Gene Ontology annotation, molecular function: oxidoreductase activity, acting on paired donors, with incorporation or reduction of molecular oxygen; monooxygenase activity; heme binding. Bases 1 to 1539 code for a protein of 512 amino acids. NCBI's taxonomy places the organism in Eukaryota, Fungi, Ascomycota, Sordariomycetes, Sordariales, Chaetomiaceae. The record is from RefSeq and is a predicted model, not a curated record.